This is a messenger RNA of Serpula lacrymans var. lacrymans S7.9, 586 nucleotides long. RefSeq lists its product as uncharacterized. Lineage: Eukaryota; Fungi; Basidiomycota; Agaricomycetes; Boletales; Serpulaceae. Gene Ontology annotation, cellular component: mitochondrial intermembrane space. The transcript has 4 exons. The coding region runs from base 55 to 420 and encodes 121 amino acids. Gene Ontology annotation, molecular function: zinc ion binding. Gene Ontology annotation, biological process: protein import into mitochondrial intermembrane space. The record is from RefSeq and is a predicted model, not a curated record.
GGACACCCACCGCUGACAGGAUUUGCAGUCUGCUCUGAAAGAAUUGUUACUCAAAUGUGCAAACACGUCCUAAAUGCCCAAGUUUCGAUCCGCGCGCCCUGUUGCAAACAAUGGUUUGACUGCGCCGAAUGCCAUGCCGAAUCGCAGGACCAUAGACUGGCGAAGACGACUGAGAUGGCAUUCAUAUGUAAGAAGUGCAAGAAGGCAUUUCGGAAAGAUAUGACUGCGUAUGAGGAAAGCGAUGAGUAUUGUCCACAUUGUGACAAUCAUUACGUUCUUGAGGCGAAAACCCCUCAGGCAGCUAUCGGCGUUGAAGGUGAGGAUGCGAGGGUCGAUGCGCGCAUGCUGAAAGACGACCGCGAGAGGCACGACCCAAAAAGGUCUCUAUUUACACGAGACGUAUCUGAUCGAAUGGGAUAGAUUGAGACAGAAUACUGUGGCAGGCUGCCCGUUGAUAACAUUUGCUGUGACUGCAUUGAGUUUUCUGUCUUCCCCGUUUCGCUUCUAUUUUUAUUUUGUUAUACCUCUGUUAGGUGACCUGGUGACUGAAUCGAUCUAUACCCCUCUUCUCGUGGUGACCCCGAUC